Molecule: messenger RNA, 909 nt
Organism: Naegleria gruberi
Lineage: Eukaryota; Heterolobosea; Eutetramitea; Acrasida; Naegleriidae
Exons: 2
Coding region: 1-909 (302 amino acids)
Biological process (GO): proteolysis
Molecular function (GO): metallopeptidase activity
Source: RefSeq, a predicted model, not a curated record
AUGUCUUCAUUUGUUCCAUCAACCAAGUUGGCAAGAGAAAGAGCUUUGGAUAAAUCAACAUUGCCUCCGAAGAAAAUUAAGAUUUAUUAUGAUGAGGAUGCAUUCGUUCCAUUAGGAAAACAAAAGAAAGGAUCAUGGUUAGUUGAACAUAAGGAAGUCGGGCAAACCUUUCCAUCCUAUGAAAGAGGUUCAUUCAAUAGGAUCAAAGGAUCAAAACAAAAUGUAAUUUAUAUUUGCUGUUUGGAGGAAUUUCCAGAAGAUCAACCUACCAGAUAUCCAUCCAUGACCAUUCUAGUUGAAUUUCUUAAGAAAUUCUAUUGGGGAGUUGAAGUUAAGCUAUUCAAAGAUCCAACAGGUUACAAAACAUUUCCAACCCGACUUAAUGACGGAGUUGAACAAUACAAAGCCCCUGACAUUCUCAAAUAUCUCAAAAAGGUCAUUCCCAAGGAUGCUUACUGUAUCAUUGCAGUAACAAUGGUAGAUCUGUAUCCAAGGGAUGAGUGGAAUUUUGUCUUUGGUUUUGCCUCUUUAGAGGAGAGAGUAGGAGUUUUUUCAUUUGCAAGAUAUCAUCCGGAUUUCUAUGGUGAGGACCAUUCACAAUCUCCCUCAGACAUUGAGAGAAAUAUAUUGAGGAGGAGUUGCAAAGUGGCUUCUCAUGAGAUUGGACACAUGUUUGGCUUUAAGCACUGCAUCUAUUACAAGUGCGCAAUGAAUGGCUCAAAUCACAUGGAAGAGAGUGAUGAACGUCCAUUAGAGUUGUGUCCAGUAGAAUUGAGGAAAUUGCAACACUGUAUUGGUUUUGAUGAGAAGGAAAGAUAUCAGCAAUUGUUAACUUUCUUCAAAAACCAUCCUCAAAUGUUCUCUUCAGAAAUUCAAUGGUUCACGGAGCGAUUGGAGUACAUUAACUAA